AUGGGAUUCUACGUGCGUGACCACACCGAUGUUGUCAUGCUCUAUAUGAGAAUUCAGCCUCUGACCAUCACACUGUCGCCGAAAUCAAAUGUACGAGAAGGCGAUUCGAUAUUAGUGACCUGCACCUUAGAGGUUGCGACGGGAGACCAGUCGCAGCUGAAUGAGAUGAUCGUCUCAAAUGGUUACAAGGAGAUAGGAAGAAAUACGAGGCAACCGACGAGCAAAACUCUAAAGUAUAACGUUAUAGUCCAGGCAAAAGCUAACAAUAUUGACGGACCCAUUUUCAAAUGUCUGUGGAAUUUUAAAGGUACCAAGGUGUGGGGUACUGAAGGGGUUUUUAUAAAGUAUUCUGAAGAGGCCUCGAUCACUUUUAGUGACAGUCCCGACCCAAAUCCCAACGUAAAAGAACAAACAACAACGAACGAGGAAGUAACGCAAGACGGUGAAAAUGAAAAACCCAAACCUGCUUUGAGUAAGAAACGAUCGAUAAUGAUUGCAUUGGCAUGUUUAUUUCUCCUGGCAUUCCUUUCCAUGGGAUCUUUUUACCUGCUACAAAAUAAAGGUAUAACGAUAUCUCAAGCUUUUGGUUUGUCAAGCGGUUCAAAAGAAGAUCAAAAAACAGCACAAAUGCCUGUAGGUCAACAUCACAGUACGGGCAAGCAUUCAAAAAGAACAAGGAAAGGCCAACGACCUAAACUGAGAAGAAUUAAAUCUGUUAAAUCUUCAAAAAUAUCCUAUCGUGGCUCCACUUCACGCAUCUGA
This is a messenger RNA of Helobdella robusta, 762 nucleotides long. RefSeq lists its product as hypothetical. The record is from RefSeq and is a predicted model, not a curated record. The transcript has 5 exons. Lineage: Eukaryota; Metazoa; Annelida; Clitellata; Rhynchobdellida; Glossiphoniidae. Bases 1 to 762 code for a protein of 253 amino acids.